GGUCACACAUGAGGGAAAAGGGCAAAAACAAAAAAAAAUAAAAAAAUAAAAAAAAUUGUGGCAACUCUUUGCCAUUACCAUCUUCUGUUUGUAUUUUAUACUAACACAAACUACUAUACUCCCAAACAAAGCAAAAAUUAUACCAUCCUCUAUCUUGGCUAGCUUGACACAGAGAGUGAACACCAUGGGAGAUCCAAACCAACUGAGAAAUAAUCUCAGAGUUCUAAUAUUUCCAUGGUUAGCUCAUGGUCACAUAACUCCAUUGCUAGAGCUAGCCCAGAAGCUCACUCAAAAAAAUUUCCACAUAUAUUUCUGUUCUACUCCUGUAAAUCUCAAUUCCAUCAAGCCCAAACUUGUUUCUGAUCCAAAAUUUCCAAAUUCUAUAGAACUAGUUGAGCUACAUCUUCCAUCACUUCCUGAUCUCCCUCCUCACCACCACACAACCAAAGGCCUCCCACUCCAUCUCUUGCCCACUCUUCACAGAGCUUUGGGCAUGGCGAAGCCUAACUUAUCCAACAUCCUUGAAACCCUCAAACCAGAUUUAGUCAUCUAUGAAGUUUUUUCACCAUGGGUGCCUGAUUUAACUUCUUCCUUGAAUAUUCCAUCUGUUGCCUUUGUUAAUACAGGAGCAACCUUUAUCACUUGUUUGAUUCAUCGCGCCAAGAAAAAAAGUGAUCAUGAAUAUCCAUAUCCCCAAAUCUUCCCAGAUGAUAUGGAUGCCAAGAUUUCCACAAUCCUUGAAAUUUCUGUUACUGACUAUGAAACUAUUUUCCGAUUGUAUGAAAAAUCUCGGGAUAUCAUUUUGAUAAAGUCCUUUGAAGAGCUUGAAGGGAAAUACAUAGAUUAUCUCUCUGCUCUUUUAGGCAAGAAGGUUGUCCCAACCGGUGUUCUUGUUCCAAACACCAGCAACGAUGAUGAAGAAGGCAUGCACAUCAUCAACUGGCUCAACAAGAAAGAGAAGGCGUCGACGGUGUUCGUGUCGUUUGGAAGUGAGUGUUAUCUCUCCAAGGAAGAUUUGGAGGAGGUGGCUCAUGGGUUGGAGCUUAGCAAGGUGAAUUUUAUUUGGGUUAUUAGGUUUCCUGAGGGAGGAAAAGUGAAGCUUGAAGAAGCUCUUCCAAAUGGAUUUUUGGAAAGGGUAAAAGAAAAUGGCUUGAUCGUUGAGAAUUGGGCACCACAAUUGAAGAUUCUAAACCAUUCAAGCAUUGGUGGGUUUGUGAGUCACUGUGGAUGGGGUUCACUCACUGAGAGCAUCAAAUUUGGUGUUCCAAUUAUAGCAACUCCAAUACAAUAUGAACAGCCAUGGAAUGCUAGACUAAUAGAGGAGUGUGGGAUUGGUUUGGAGGUUGAGAGGAACAUUAAUGGUGGUCUUCGAAGGGAAAAUGUAGCAGAAGUCAUCAAACAUGUGUUGAUUGACAAAACAGGCGAGGGUAUUCUAAGGAAAGCAAAGGAAAUGAGUGACGACAUAAAUAGAAAAGGUGAGCAAUUGAUUGAAGAGGUUGUAAAAGAACUUUUACAGAUUGUAUGAAUUUAUGUAACUUAAUUGAUAUGAAACUUUAUAUUUUGAGAAUCUAAUAAACAAAAUUUGUAUGGA
Messenger RNA from Ziziphus jujuba (common jujube), 1591 nucleotides. Its product is annotated as UDP-glucosyltransferase 29-like. The transcript has a single exon. Gene Ontology annotation, molecular function: UDP-glycosyltransferase activity. The record is from RefSeq and is a predicted model, not a curated record. NCBI's taxonomy places the organism in Eukaryota, Viridiplantae, Streptophyta, Magnoliopsida, Rosales, Rhamnaceae. The coding region runs from base 185 to 1525 and encodes 446 amino acids.